CAUCAAUCCUUGAUGAAAGUUAAAAGACACGAUGACGAUGAUGUCCAAGCUAUCGACGGAGCUAGUCGAGGAGAUCCUCUCAAGGGUCCCGAUGACAUCUAUGAGAUCAGUCCGAUGCACUUGCAGAAACUGGAACACUAUUUGCAAAGACGCAACCUUUACAAAGAAGCACCUUUCUCAGACAACAAGCAAAGGCGAGAUUUUGACGGUCGUGAUGAUGAACUGUAGUCUUCAUCUGAUGAGGGUCAAUCUCCAAAGAGGAGGACUUGAUCAUCCAACGAUAAAAACUACAGGUAAACUCAUUAGCCUUGACGAUUCAUACCAAGUCGUUGUCUCUCGAGUGUGUCACUGCGACGGUUUGCUGCUAUGCACAACCGAAGCCUACUCUUGGCUCGCCGUUUGGAACCCUUUCACAAGCCAAACUCGGUGGAUUUGCGUUGAGCCCACAUCUGUUCGCCACCGAAAGCUUUGGUACUCUCAUGCUCUCGGGUACGAGGAAGGCAAGUCUUUCCGCAUCUACAAGAUCUUGAGAUUCGCUGGAAAUGUUCACGAAAUCUAUGCGUUGAAGAACUCUGAUUCUUGGAGAGUUCUUGAUGUUAACACAGACUGGGAUAUAGGUUACGAUAACCACGGCGUUUCCUUGAAAGGAAACACGUACUGGUACGCUAAGGUAGCGGGAGGAGUAGGUUUCUUGCUCUGUUUUGAUUUCACGAGAGAGAGAUUUGGACCGCUUAUGCCUCUGCCGUUUGAGUGUUUUUCAGAUGAUGCUGUGAUUCUGUCUAGUGUUGGAGAAGAGCAGCAGCAGCUUGCGGUUUUGUUUCAGCAUCGUGAGACGUUUGAGAUGGAGGUUUGGGUUACGACUAAGGUUGAGCCCGAUGCUGUGUCGUGGAGCAUGUUCUUUGCGGUUGAUAUGGGGCCGUUGACUGGUUUUCGGUUUAACACCGGUGGUAGUUUCGUCGUAGACGAGGAGAAUGCAGCUGUGGUUGUCUUUGAUGAAGAUAGGAAUGUGGAAAAACCGACUCGCAACACUGCUUACAUCGUUGGGUUUGGAGAGAGUAGUUACUUCAGGGAAGUUGAUUUAGGGAAGAUUACAACAGGGAAAGAGGGUUUUCCGCAUGCGUGCUCCUAUGUUCCAAGUUCAGUGCAAACUUAAUGGCAUAUAUAUAUUGAUUUGGUUUGUUGAAGCCAGUAUAUUUUCUCUCUCUUCUAAUCACCUUCGAAUGCAUAUAUGAUUUGUCAACUAAUUUUAAUGGAAAGAACUGUGUAUUAUAAUGUGUGGUAUGCUUUGAAUAACCAACCUAUCUUGAUAAGACUGAGGGAUUGGUGAGAUGGCACAUCCUUUCUUUACAUUUAAUCUUUUGACUCAAUCCCAAUGGUGGUCUGGCUUGUAUAUUUUUAUCUCUUGUAUGACUGGUUCUCUCUAUGCUCCUAUUGAAUAAAUGGCUUGAUGUAUCUUAA
Molecule: messenger RNA, 1458 nt
Organism: Brassica napus (rape)
Lineage: Eukaryota; Viridiplantae; Streptophyta; Magnoliopsida; Brassicales; Brassicaceae
Product: putative F-box protein At3g17620
Exons: 1
Coding region: 32-1153 (373 amino acids)
Molecular function (GO): protein binding
Source: RefSeq, a predicted model, not a curated record